GUAGUAUUACCAAAAGCCUGCCAGGAGCUACAUAUGAUCCAGAACUUAAACAGAGACACAAUGAUAUAAACAAAAAUAGAAAAAACAAAAGAAAUAGAACCCAAUCAGAUAGUAUAGAUAGCAAAAAUGCAGAGGACUAUUCUAGAAACUUAGAUGUAAAAUAA
Dentiscutata heterogama is the source of this 164-nucleotide messenger RNA. The record is from the annotation of a GenBank genome assembly. NCBI's taxonomy places the organism in Eukaryota, Fungi, Glomeromycota, Glomeromycetes, Diversisporales, Gigasporaceae.